Molecule: messenger RNA, 371 nt
Organism: Blepharisma stoltei
Lineage: Eukaryota; Ciliophora; Heterotrichea; Heterotrichida; Blepharismidae
Source: the annotation of a GenBank genome assembly
AUGAAUGAUCCUAUAUCUCUUCUUAGCAAAGUUACGAAAACUAUUUCACGAUUCCACAUCAAUUAUCCAAAGCAAGAAAAACAGCCAAGGAUGCGUUUUUUAAAUAUCCCAAAUCUAUAUAAUUUAAGCAUUAUAUUAGAACUUACCUACUUGCAAAACUUUUCCUCAAGCUUUUCAUAUGAAUAUUGCAGGCGACCAGCAAUCAUUCUUUCUAUGACGAGUAUUCUUAUGUAUGUCCGGGCAUGGUUUUGGAUAGGAAGCUGUCUAAGACCAACUUAGCCUUGAGACAAAAUGUCCAGCACUAAUUCCGCUGAUUAUGGUUUGAUUUGAGUGCCAGUAGUUUUUAUCUUCAAGCUAAAAUUAUUUGCUAA